UAUUUAAUAUUUUCUCUUUCUAUUUGUACAAAAGAAAUAUGCGAACUUUUAUUUGAAAUCCAAACUCAUUGCACUGGAUUGAUCCAAAUUUACAGUAAAGUAAUAUUUCUAAUCGUGAUUUCUUGUUAAAAUCAGAGAUUGAAUUUCUAAACCUUGAUUAAGAUCCACGAAGAAAAGCAUCAGUUCUUAUUUCAGAUCUGCAUCUAUGUUGUACGAUGAAAGGUCAAACUGAAGUUGAAUCAAACUCACAAACUGCCAAACCUUAGGGAAGAGUUAAUCACAGUUCCAGCCACCAUACUUGAAAACUGAUGGCUGAAAUGAAGAAGAAAGCAGGGUUGAUCUUCUUUACCAUACCGGGGAUUGGCCACUUAGGUUCAUCUCUCGAAUUAGCACAACUUUUGAUCAACCGUCAUAACCAUCUUUCAAUCACAAUGAUCUGCAUGAAGCUCCCUCAUGCUCCCUAUUCCGAUGCAUACAUCAGAUCAAUUACAGCUUCACAACCACAAAUCCAAGCCAUUGAUCUCCCCCACGUAGAACCCCCUCCACAGGAACUACUAAAUAGAUCAAUACCACACUACAUAUGGACCCUCUUGCAGAUCCUCAAACCCCAGGUCAAAGCCACCGUACAAAACAUUUUAUCAUCAUCUCAGUCAAAUCCCGUCAUUGGGUUGGUCAUAGAUGUUUUCUGUUCACCGAUGAUUGAUGUGGGAAACGACCUGGGCAUCCCUUCUUAUUUGUUCAUGCCCUCAAAUGUUGGGUUUUUGAGUCUCAUGCUUUCCCUUCAGAAACGUCAAGUUGGUGAUGUGUUCUGUGAUUCUGAUUCAAAAUGGUUGAUUCCGGGUUUCCCUGAUCCAUUUCCUUCUAGUGUUAUGCCUGAUGCUGUUUUUAGCAAAGAGGGUGGAUAUGCUGCUUAUUAUAAUCUUGCUAAGAGGUUCCAGGACUCCAAAGGUAUCAUUGUUAAUACUUUUCAAGAGUUGGAGCAGUAUGCUAUUAAUGCAUUAUGUAACGGUCAAAUUCAAACACCUUCUAUCUAUGCUGUUGGUCCACUGAUUAAUCUCAAGGGUCAUCCUAACCCAAAUUUGGAUCAUGCACAACAUGACAGAAUAUUGAAAUGGCUAGAUGAGCAACCUGAUUCUUCAGUAGUUUUUCUUUGUUUUGGAAGUAGAGGAAGUUUUGAUCCACCUCAAACAAGAGAAAUAGCACAAGCACUUCAGCGUACUGGAGUUAGGUUCUUGUGGACUAAGCGUUCUCCACCAACAACAACAAAAAAGGAAGAGAGAACGUUACCAGAAGGGUUUUUAGAGUGGACAGAAGGUAGGGGAAUGCUAUGUGAUUGGGCACCACAAGUGGAGGUUCUGGCCCACAAAGCCAUUGGGGGGUUUGUGUCUCAUUGUGGAUGGAACUCUAUUUUAGAAAGCUUGUGGUUUGGAGUACCAAUAUUGACAUGGCCUAUUUAUGCAGAGCAGCAGCUGAAUGCUUUUAGGAUGGUGAGGGAAUUUAGAUUGGCAGUGGAGCUGAGACUGGACUAUAGAAGGGGUAGUGAUCUUGUAAUGGCGGAGGAGAUUGAGAAUGGGCUGAAACAGUUAAUGGAUAGAGAUAAUAUGGUACACAAGAAGGUGAAAGAAAUGCAAGAGGUGGCUAGGAAAGUUGUACUCAGUGGUGGGUCUUCUUUCAGCUCUGUUGAGAAACUCAUUGAUGUCAUGACAUUGAAUUUCAUGGUGGGGUUGCCUAGCCACUUUGAUGAAUCAAUUAAUGAAAAAGCCUAACUAUGUAGUGCAAGCAAUUGAUUGCAAAAGGAAGGUGAUACGUCAGUGUCAGAAGGUUUCUUAUUAUCAAAGGAAUAGGGGAAUGCCAUUGGCAUAGCUUUGAGAUUGUUUCUGGAUUCAGACCUCAUGAUCAACCAGUACUUAAGGCAUAAAAUUACAGCAAAAUAAGGAUUUUCCGUCUUCAAAAUUUUUGGAGAACGUAAGUUGGAAAGUGAAAUUGCUGCAGGUGUAUCAUAGAUGUUGGUCUGCAAUUUGAUGUUAUGACAGGAAACAAUUGAUGACAGUUGUUGAAUUUCAUAGAUGAGGUUUCCUGCUUUCUUUGAGUCAAUUGAUUGCACAAGGAAGGUGAUCAUUUUAACUAGACAACGUUUGGUGAAUAGAAACUGAUGAAACCAAUGUAUUCAUGUGUAAGGGUUGUAAUUGUAGUAAUGCUAUUUGCUGGCAUUUGAACUAAGGAAAGAAAUUGAAUGAUCUCAGUCUUGUUUAGAACUUGCUUGUAAGAUCCUCAAAAGAAGUUAAUUUUAUAAAGUGAUAUUACUCUUC
This is a messenger RNA of Vigna angularis (adzuki bean), 2309 nucleotides long. RefSeq names its product UDP-glycosyltransferase 71K1. Bases 309 to 1766 code for a protein of 485 amino acids. The transcript has 2 exons. Gene Ontology annotation, molecular function: UDP-glycosyltransferase activity. The record is from RefSeq and is a predicted model, not a curated record. Lineage: Eukaryota; Viridiplantae; Streptophyta; Magnoliopsida; Fabales; Fabaceae.